Molecule: messenger RNA, 597 nt
Organism: Notodromas monacha
Lineage: Eukaryota; Metazoa; Arthropoda; Ostracoda; Podocopida; Cyprididae
Source: the annotation of a GenBank genome assembly
GUGAAUAAGUACUGCCAAACACAGCCUGGUCACAUAUCGAAAACGACAGCCAUAGAACAGGACUCGUAUCGUCUUUCGAAAAUUCAAGCACAACGAGCCAAGUGUUUCCGAAAAGUGCUCGCAGAUCUCGCCUCAAUCCACCCCUUGGACACAAGGGCUCGUCAGCAGUUUUACUCGUCAAUUCGUCGCGUAUUUUUGGCCGAAAGCGACGACAAACGUCAUUUUCAGUUAUGGGCAGAAGUUGCAGAAAAACUCAUUGCCUUGGCGGAAACGGAAACCGCGUGGAUUAGCAAGGCAGUUGAUCACACGGCCCAGAUUGCGAAACAAUUUCAGCACAGGCCUUGUUCCGAGGCAUUAGUUUGGGAAAAGGUCAAGGCUCUGGAAGAACAGCUGGGUGACUUGCGACGAUUGACUGGAAAUAAAACUAAGAACCAGAACCAGGACCAGAACCUGAACGCAGUUGGCGACCCGUGGGAGGACCGUGUGCUGAAGUCGUGCGAACAGCGGGAAAUCGCGCUGCUCCAGAACUUGGUAGCCGGGAAAACUCGCUCUCAGUCCUCGUCGGCCAGCAGUUGUGAUCCUCGAGUUAUUCUGUGA